AUGGUGCAACCAACUGACUCCAAGUCUGCUGAGCCUGAAGCAAAUCCAACGUCAGAGCCAAUGGCCAAGACGUCGCCCGGCUCGGGCGCAGCAGAAAAAGAUACCGUCAUUGACGUGGCCAUGCCUUAUGGGACUCGCUCUCGUAACAGGACGGCCAGUUCUCGUCCCAACUAUGCUGAGGACAAGGACAUUGAGAUGGACAUGUAUGAUUACUACCCCGAUAAGAAAGACAGCGACUCCGGCAAGAAGUCGUCGCGACAGAUGAACGGCGCCAGCAAUGGCGAUGCGCCUCGCAGUAACGGCACCUCACGCAAAAAUGCUGCUGCCGCCGCCGAUGACACCAAGGCCGGCCCAGGCCAGAACGGCACCCAGGACUCAAAAUCCGGCGGCACCAUUCACGCAUCUCAGGCGGCGUCAGGGUCUGGCACGUCGCAACCUUCACGGAAACGCAAGGCGGCAGCGAGCCAGAACGGCACGGCGGCCGCAUCAACUGCAACAUCGGCGGCAGCAACGCCGCCAGCAACGUCGGCGGCGGCUAAGAAGAACGCCCUGGCAGCGCAAUCCCAGCUCCAGGGCAUGACGUGGCCCGAGUCCAACAUGCUCACGUUCGAGACGUGCAAAGGCAUGCCAGACAAUGGGCGAAUGGUGGCCGACGAUGGCACGGUGCUGGAGGCGAAUGAUCACGUCUAUCUUGUGUGCGAGCCUCCAGGAGAGCCCUACUAUCUGGGGCGCAUCAUGGAGUUUAUGCACGCCAGCAACGACACCGCCAGGCCUGUGGACGCGGUGCGCAUCAAUUGGUUCUAUCGCCCCAAGGAUAUCGGGCGCAAGGCCAGUGACACGCGAAUGUGCGAGAUCAGGCAUCGACUGGAGAUCGAGGGCCUGGACGACUACCGUCGACGACCCGACAGCUUCUGGUUCGAGAAACUGUACGACAGGUACAUCCAGAAGAACUACGAUCUGAUUCCCACCCGGCUCAUUGUCAACGUGCCCGAAAAGGUCAAGAAGGUGCUGGACGAGCGCUGGAAAUACGUGCUAGUCGAGCAGGGGCGUGGCAAAGAGCUGACUAGCGCCGUUAAGCUAUGCAAACGAUGUUCGUCGUACUGCGCCAGCAAUGAUUCGGUUGACUGUGCUGUGUGUCUGCACACAUACCAUAUGAACUGCGUCAAGCCACCGUUGCUCAAAAAACCCUCACGUGGCUUUGCAUGGUCCUGCGCUGCGUGCAGUCGUGCUCAGGAGCGCAAGUUGGAAGCCCGCCACACGCCAAAUACUAUAGACGCUGGAGAUGCCGAAGAUGACGAGCCUUUAGAUGAGGAUGAAGAAGAUGUCCACGGCGUCGAAACCGAGAGGACCAGCCCCGGGGACGAUGAAGCGCCUCAUCAGGGAACCGCGGAGCAGAUUUACCAGGCUAGCCUCUGGCCGUGGCGUUAUCUCGGCAUGCAUUGCAAGCCGGAGGACGCGCUGGACUAUGACGACCGUAUCUACCCGCGUGCGGGCACCCGCAUUGGCCCAAGGAACCAAGCCUCUGUUGGACCCUGGCCAGGCCAGCCUGUGCAGUAUGUCAAGCCGUUGGAAUUUAAGAAGGGCGGCAAGAAAGAUCAGAAACUGCUCAAGGAACAACAGGAGGCCGAAAGGGCUCGCCGGGGCCAGCGGCCGAAGUGGGUCCAGGAUCAGCCACCUGGAUACGUCGCUCGCGGCGAGGAUCUGGAUGAAGAUGACCCCAAUUGCACGGCGGUGCUACUGUGGAAGCCACCAGCUGGGGAUGACCCGUCUACCGCCAAAAUCAACAGCUUUGUUGAUAAUGCCAUGUCCAAGGCCAAACAACUGGACCUUCCCGAGCGUUCCACAAACCUUCGUGAUGCGGCGGUGGAAACCUUGUAUCGCGAAGAUUUUGAUGAGUCCAAGGCUCUCACCGUGCUCUCUAAGAAGCCCAGGAUCGAGUUCAAAGAGCCCAACUUGAGCCCUGCCGAGGUAAAGAGGUUCGAAGAAGGCGUCUCAAAAUUUGGCUCCGAAUUGCAUCUUGUCAUGAAGCAUGUCAAGACCAAGUCGCCGGGAGAGAUUGUUCGGCAUUACUAUGCCUGGAAGAAAUCAGAGCGGGGACAGCAAGUCUGGGGCACUUUCCCGGGUCGAAAGGGGAAGAAGCAAGCGAAGCGUGAAGAUGCCGCCGCUUCCAAGCUCGCCGAUGAUGUGGCUAAUGACGACGACGACUCUGCAUUCGACGCGGACAAAGCGGUACAAAAGAAGCGGAGCUUUAUCUGUCAGUUUUGCAACAGAACGAAUGACCGACAGUGGAGAAGAGCGCCGAAUCCGCUGCCUGGACUGGUCAACGACCAGGGCCUCAAGGGCUCUGGCAAGGACAAGGCUGGGAAUCAAUACGUUGUUGCCUUGUGCCGACGCUGCGCCGAGCUGUGGAGGCGUUAUGCCAUUCGUUAUGAGGUUAUCGAAGAGGUGGCGAAGAAGGUUGCACAGGCUGGCGGUCGUGCAUGGAAACGCAAGCAGGAUGAAGAGCUUCUCAAGGAGCUGCAGCUAGCACAAGAAUUGGGCUACAUGACUCCUGAACGAGCUCCGACUCCUUCCAAAGCUGCGUCUCAGCCUCUCGAGACACAGGAGCCUCCUAGGAAGAAGCUCAAGGCUGCCGCCGAUAAAGAGGCUGAUGCAACCCCAUCCGACAGUGGUAGCACUACUAGCGCUGUUCCUGCUAAGAAGAAGGAAAAGGCGGUAGUGGAGCCGCCCGCUGCCCCUGAGAUGCCGAAACCGCGGAUUCUUCCCUGUGCUAUCUGUGAUCAGAUGGAACCGAUGGGAGAUCAACACCUUUCAUGUCGAGAAUGCCGCCUGACGGUUCAUCGCAACUGCUACGGUGUUAUCGAUCACAAGGUGCAAGGUAAAUGGGUUUGUGAUAUGUGUGCCAACGAUAAGAGCCCGCAAGUAUCCAUCCAAUACAAAUGUGUUUUGUGCCCCGUUGAGCACACCGAGCAUGACUUUGUAGAACUACCCAAACUUACGCAUCACAAGAAGAAGAUGUCUGAGAAGGAUCGGGAGCGAGAGAAAAUGGAAGUCCAACAAGCCCGCAAAGCUGCCGAAUUUUACCGCAAGAAGCAAGAAGACAUGAACCGCCCUGUUAACCCUCGGGAACCCCUCAAGCGUACCGCGGAUAACAACUGGGUUCAUGUCACUUGUGCCGUAUGGACCCCUGAAGUCAAGUUUGGUAACGCCAAGGCAAUGGAACCAUCCGAGGGCAUCCCCUCCAUCCCGAGGUCAAAGUAUGACGAGAUCUGCCAGGCCUGUAACCAACAGGGUGGAGCUUGUGUGCCCUGCCACCAGUGCCGUGCACCUUAUCACGUUGAGUGCGCACGACAGAAAGGCCAUGUUCUGGGUUUCGAUAUAGCCCCCGUCAAAAGCUCCCGACGAGACCAGUUCAAUAUUGUUACGAUCAACGGCGAGAGCGGGACCAUGUCAGCCGUACUAUGGUGCAAAGACCACAUUCCCACCAAGACGAUUGUCCAUCGCAUCCACGACGUGGCUAGCGAGUCUGGACUGAAUGCCCUUCAGCUUUACGUCCAGAACUUUAAGCAGGCCGAUCUUACCUUGACAGGAACGGUCCGCAAGGCCACUCUGAUGGCAGCGGCAGCGAAGCUGUCUGGAGCUCCAAUUCAACCAGGGAACCGCAGAGCAUCCACAACGACGACCCCCAACGGUGGCACUUGGGCUCAGCCGCGCAACGGUGAAGUUGUUGAUCCUGGGUCCAAUGCCCAGCAUCCGGGAGAAAAAGUCUGCAUUACUUGCGGUAUAGAUGUUACGCUGAGAUGGUGGCCUAUUGACAACUCGCAAGAGCGAAAGCUCACCAACGGACAUCACGGGGUCAUUGGCUCAGAAGCGCAAAAGUUUGUUGAGCAGCGGAAAUUCCAGUGCCACAAGUGCCAUAAGUUGCGCAAGACUCCUCGCAGCCCGCGCUUGACUUUACUACCCGGACCGUCGCCUCCGCCGCCCGAACUUGCGCGUCCCCAGCCAAUGGAGACUUCCUUGAUGACUCCGGUGCCUCCCAUGACAGGCUCAACACCGCCGCCCCUGGUGGACUAUCGUGACGGGCGCCAUUCGAGCCACCCCCUUUCGUGGCCUCAACCGCCGCCUUCACAUGCCAUGCCGGCCGGAUCGACUCCGCCGUCUAUGCCAGCGCCAGUUCACGCGCCGGCCCAAGUGGCAGGACACCGUCCAGCUCCGGUGUAUCCACCUGCACCGCUGCCGCCGACCAGACCACCUGCUUAUGGCGAGUGGGCACCGCAUCGUCCUGGCAGUCAGCAUGGUUCCCCUCCUCGUCAUCUAAACGGGGGUCCUCCGCCUCCUCUCUUGCACAGCGGUCCCCCGCCGCCCCCGAUGUCGAAUCUUUCCGCUCUCAGACCACCUGCCAUGGCUCCAACUGGAAUGCCUGGCAGCCACCCGCAUGGACACGCAUAUGGAAACGGACUUCCCCCAUCACCUCGACGCUUGAGUGGGCCCACUCCUCCCGCGCCGUAUGUUCCUCCCCCUUACCACGGGCAUACCGGCCACGGAGGACCCGUCCAUCCCCCGGCUCACCUUAUGGGCAACGGGGCACCCCCACCGCCUCCUCCUCCGCGAGCGGACGCCUUCUCACAUGGGCUACACCCUCAACGAUCAUCAUAUCCGCCAACCCCCCAUGCGAGCGCUCCCAUCUUGAGAAAUGGGCCGCCGCCUCCACCACCGCAGUCUCAUGAGCCGCCUCCACCACCCAUGGGACCGCGACCUCCAGAGAGCAGGCCUGCUACAGGCGCGAGUACGAAUCCAUCUCUUCGCAAUUUACUUUCCUGA
Molecule: messenger RNA, 4821 nt
Organism: Trichoderma breve
Lineage: Eukaryota; Fungi; Ascomycota; Sordariomycetes; Hypocreales; Hypocreaceae
Product: PHD-zinc-finger like domain-containing protein
Exons: 7
Coding region: 1-4821 (1606 amino acids)
Biological process (GO): histone catabolic process
Cellular component (GO): Lid2 complex
Molecular function (GO): chromatin binding; ubiquitin-protein transferase activity
Source: RefSeq, a predicted model, not a curated record